This is a messenger RNA of Physeter macrocephalus (sperm whale), 5038 nucleotides long. RefSeq names its product neuraminidase 3 (gene NEU3). Bases 3977 to 5035 code for a protein of 352 amino acids. Lineage: Eukaryota; Metazoa; Chordata; Mammalia; Artiodactyla; Physeteridae. Gene Ontology annotation, biological process: ganglioside catabolic process; oligosaccharide catabolic process. The record is from RefSeq and is a predicted model, not a curated record. The transcript has 2 exons. Gene Ontology annotation, molecular function: exo-alpha-sialidase activity. Gene Ontology annotation, cellular component: intracellular membrane-bounded organelle; cytoplasm; membrane.
UUUACUUUUUUUAAAAAAUAAAUUUAUUUACGUAUUUAUUUAUUUUUGGCUCUGUUGGGUCUUCGUUGCUGCGUGCCGGCUUUCUCUAGUUGUGGUGAGCGGGGGAGCUACUCUUCGUCGUGGUGCGUGGGCUUCUCAUUGCGGUGGCUUCUCUUGUUGCGGAGCACGGGCUGUAGGUGCACAGGCUUCAGUAGUUGUGGCUCACGGGUUCUAGAGCGCAGGCUCAGUAGUUGUGGUGCACGGGGUUAGCUGCUCCGUGGCAUGUGGGAUCUUCCUGGACCAGGGCUCAAACCCGUGUUCCCUGCAUUGGCAGGCGGAUUCUUAACCACUGCGCCACCAGGGAAGUCCGACAUUUACUUUUUUGGUAGCUGCAUAAACGUUAAGUAGAUGGUCAACUAAAACCUCCAAGACUUUUUCACAUUUUUUGUUCUUUUUAAAACAGUUUUAAUUGUGGUAAAAUACACCUAAUGUAAAACUUUCCAUCUUAACCAUUUUAAGUGUACAUUGCAGUAUUGUUAACUGUAUUACAUUGUUAUGCAACAGGUCUCUAGAACUUAUUCAUCAGUGCAUGACUGUAACUUUAUACUCAUUGAACAACUCAUUUCCCCCUCCCCAAGCCCCUAGAAAUUACUAUUGUACUUUGUUUCUAUGAAUUUGAUUACUUUAGAUACUUCAUGUAAGUGGAAUCAUGCAAUAUUUUGUCUUUUUGUGAUUGGUUUUUUUACUUAGUAUAACAUCCUCAAGGUUCAUCCAUGUCAUAGCAUUAUGUCAGGAUUUCCUUCUUAUUGUAUGUUAAUCUAUUAUUUUAUUUAUCCAUUUCGUUUAUCCAUUCAUUCCUUUAUCCAUUUUGUUUAUCCAUUCAUCGGUUGAUGGACACUUAAGUUGCUCCCACCUUUUGGCUAUUGUGAACAUGGGUGUGCAAAUGUCUCUUCAAGACUGUUCUUUCAGUUCUUUUGGAUAUAGACCUAGAAGUUGAAUUGCUGGAUCAUGUGGUAAUUCUAUUGAUAUUUAAAAAUUUUGAGGAACCUCCAUACUGUUUUCCACAGUGACUGCACCAUUUUGUAUUUCUCCACAUCCUCACCAACACUUGGUUUUGUGGGGGGUUUUUGAUAGUAGCCAUCCUAAUGGAUAUGAACUGAUUUCAUUAUGAUUUUGAUUUGCAGUCCUCUAAUUAUUAGCAGUGUUCAGUAUCUUUUCAUAUGCUUGUUGGCCAUUACAUUUGUUGUUCUUUAAUCACGUUUCUCCAUCUAAAUUUUUAAGCCCAAGACUUGUUUUAUCUCUGUCAAGCCUCAGCUUGUUUGUGUGCCAUUGCUUCCACCUGGUUGAGAUCAUUUGGCUUCUAACACUUUCAUGUUUUGUUCACAUUUUUUUCCAGCUUCAUGUCAACUUUAUAUUAGACAUAUCUGGCCCAUUUCAUUUUCUCCUCUCAGCUAGUAAGGAUGGCUGAGCUUCUGACUUCCCAAUGACUAGACUGCCCAAUAAUUUUCUUUUCUUCCUGUUCUUAAAGGGAGUAUCUGUGUUAAUGGAUUUCUUAUAUCUUCCUGGAUCCUGCUCAAGGUUGUUGAUGUGAGCAAUCUUAACCAUCCAAAUGAGUUUGCAGCUGUUACUUCUCAUCAGAUCACAUAUUCAGUGCUAUCCGUGAAGUGUUGGUUUCCCCACAGGGUGCUAAGGACACAGGGGUACUAUCCCCAGGGUGACAAUAGAAAAUUAAAUCUGUUCCCCAGACCCUCUUGUUGGCACUUGGAAGGGAGAGGAGGCACAUACUGGAGGAACGUGGAGAAGAGCCUCCAUACAUUGUUUAUAGGGUAUUGUUUCCAUCUGAGAACACUUCUGUGAUCCUUCUUCCUUCCUCCCACUUUCCUCCAUUCCGCUCUCCCUCUGUCAUCUUUCUUCCUUUCUCUUUCCCUUCCUUUUUCCUUCCCAUCAACAUUUAUUGAGCACCUAUCAAGUACCAGGCAUUAAGUCAGGGGAUGUUGUGAAGGGAGGGGGAUACAAAAGUUGAUAGACUCUGACCCCUCUUUGGGAAGAGUUUGCACAACCAAACUGUAGAGAGAAAACAAAGCUGUGCACAGAUGUAACCGUCCAAAACUCCCACCCAGAAUCCACAAAGUGUCACAAGGCAGGUUUAUGCAGAGUGAGGUGUUUCCUUAGGAGUUCAAAUGCAGCUGGGAUCAGAGAAGCUGUCGUGCAGGGCAUGGCAUCUAAGCUGAUACUUGAAGUGGGUGUGUUAAAGAUGAGCAGAAUAGAAGGUGUUUUCUCCCUGGAUUUCCCGUAUCCAGACACGGUCUUUUCCUUCUCUGACAUCCACAGUGCUUUCUUUAUCUCCUCUCUCUGGUGGUGACUUUGAGGCUCUGGAGUCAGCUCUGUGGGUGCCUUUUCUCUCCCUCUCGAGACAGGCCUGGCUGCCCCUUCCUGCUGGUGGCCUUCUGAGUUUUGAUUACCCAAGAGUCACAGGGAACUGAGGUCCCUGCCUCCAUUGGUUUAAAUUGCAGUCAGAUCAGACAGCGAUGUGGACUUCUCAUGCAUAUGGCUUCCAGAGAGGAAGAAAACCAUUUGAGAGGACUUAGGAAGGAAUCUUUGAUCAGUUAGGCAGUCUGGGAGAGCUUCGUGGAGGAAGGUGGGCUUCUACCCAAUAAUUAAGUUGACUUUGGCACAUAAUGUUUGAAGUGUUUACAAUGUACAAGUCACUCUGGUAUAGAAUGGGCUGCCCCAGAGAGAGUGAGUUCCCUGUCCCUAGACCAGUUCAAUGAGAGACUGAAUGGCCUUUAUCCACAAGACUUAGAGGAGAAUCUUCUGUAGGAUGUGAGUUAGCACCAAGUCCUUAUAGCUCUGAGAUUCUAUGAUCUGAGCUUUGCUUAAUAAUAUGCUUUGCUCAUUCAUGCAGGAGUUAAUUUUUUCAAAUCUUAUUUUUUGUUUUGGGUAGUUAACACUUUCAUAUUGCUGAAGAAUAAAAACAGUGUAAAAAGGUGUAUACAUCCCAUUCCCAGUCCUCUGCCUCUUAUAGGCAGUCACUAUUGUUUCUUAUGUAUCCUUCUAGUGCUUCUUCAUACAGAAACAAAGUACAAGUAUAUAGUCUUUUUAAAAAUUUUUUAAAAAAAUUUUAAUUUAUUUUUGGCUGCAUUGGGUCUUUGUUGCUGCUUGUGGGCUUUCUCUAGUUGCAGCAAGCGGGGGCUACUCUUCGUUGCGGUGCGCAGGCUUCUCAUUGCGGUGGCUUCUUGUUGUAGAGCACAGGUUUUAGGCGCGCAGGCUCCGGUAGUUGUGGCAUGUGCGCUCAGUAGUUGUGGCUCGCAGGCUCUAGAGUGCAGGCUCAGUAGUUGUGGCACACGGGCUUAGUUGCUCCGCGACAUGUGGUAUCUUCCUGGCCCAGGGCUCAAACCCAUGUCCCCUGUGUUAGCAGGUGGAUUCUUUUUUUUUUUUUUUUAACCCCUUUCCAGACAGGAUAUGAGGCAACUGAUCAUAACACUGUACUUUCUGUGUUAAUUAAUUUAUAACAUUGAAACUAAAGAUGAAGUAACUUUAAUAUAUUCUAAAUAUUACAUCUUGAGAAGUCUUCACAGUGCCUUUUAUGUUAAAGGUGCACAAUAUAUGUUUUUUGUAUAAAUAAAUGAAUGAAGUCAAACAAUAUGACCAAUCUCAGUGAACUCUGUAACUCCACAGUUAUGUUAUGUAACUAUUAGAGUUACUACAUUGUGGUGGCAGGCGGAUUCUUAACCGUUGCGCCACUAGAGAAGUCCAAGUAUAUAGUCUUAAUACUACCUUAAAAAUGUUUUUCAUGUAAAGUGAUAACAGAUACAGAAAACAUAAAACAUAACAUAAUUGUCAAAUGCACAAAACAUAAAUGUCAGCUCUGUGAAUCGACAAAGCCAACACUUGUGGACUCACACUCAGCUCAAGAAAUAGAAUAUUGCCAGCACCUCAGAAGCUUCUCUUAUUCCCCCUCUCUUCUUCCCCAAAGUGGGAACCCCUGAAGCCACUGAUGGAAGCCACAUUACCUGGGCAUCGGACCAUGAACCCCUGUCCUGUGUGGGAGCAGAAGAGUGGCCGUGUGUACCUAUUCUUCAUCUGUGUGCGGGGCCAUGUCACUGAGCGUCAACAGAUUGUGUCAGGCAGGAAUGCUGCCCGCCUCUGCUUCAUCUGCAGUCAGGAUGCUGGCUAUUCAUGGAGUGAGGUGAGGGACCUGACCGAGGAGGUCAUAGGCCCAGAGGUGGAGCAUUGGGCCACGUUUGCUGUGGGCCCAGGUCAUGGCAUCCAGCUGCAGUCGGGGAGGCUGAUCAUCCCUGCAUACGCCUACUACAUCCCUUACCGGUUCUUUUGCUUUCGGCUACCAUAUAAAGCCAGGCCUCAUUCCCUGAUGAUCUAUAGUGAUGACCUAGGAGCCACAUGGCACCAUGGCAGGCUUAUUAAGCCCAUGGUGACAGUGGAGUGCGAAGUGGCAGAGGUAACUGGGAAGGCUGGCCACGCUGUGCUGUAUUGCAGUGCCCGGACACCAAACAGGUGCCGGGCAGAGGCUCUCAGCACCGACCAUGGUGAAUGCUUUCAGAAACCAGCUCUGAGCCCACAGCUCUAUGAGCCCCCUCGUGGCUGCCAAGGCAGUGUGGUGAGUUUCCGGUCCCUGGAGAUCCCAAAUGGUUGCCAGCACCCUGCUGGCAAAGAUGCUCCUACCAUUCAGCAGAGCCAUCAGCUGGACAGCUCACUGAGGCUAGAGCCAGAAGCUAGAACCCUGUCAGAAUCAUGGCUCUUGUACUCACACCCAACCAGUAAGAAACGGAGGGUCGACCUAGGCAUCUACCUCAACCAGAGCCCGUUGGAGGCUGCCUGCUGGUCCCGCCCCUGGAUCUUGCACUGCGGGCCCUGUGGCUACUCUGAUUUGGCUGCUCUGGAGAAGGAGGGCUUGUUUGGGUGUUUGUUUGAAUGUGGGACCAAGCGGGAGUGUGAGCAGAUUGCCUUCCGCCUGUUUACAGACCGAGAGAUCCUGAGCCACGUGCAAGGGGACUGCACCAGCCCCGAUAGGAACUCUGAGCCAACUCAAAACUAAUUG